UUUCCAAAAAAGAAAGAACCUAAAAACCUAAUAAUCUGCACGUCCAUCUUCUAACCCACAGCACCGUCGCACGUCGAGACCUUCCAGACGGCCAGCGAGACCAGCAACACUGCACGUUCGAUCGUCCCUUCCCCGCAGUCGCAGUCGCACAUCCUCCGGUAUGUAUCCGGUCGUCUGACCGUCCAAGAGCUCCUCCGCUUGUCCUCCGACCCAUUCCCGGCCAUAACCUCAUGCCCCUCCUUGCACAUCAACAAACAUAGGGGAUUGAAUAAGAAUUUUCAGAAGACAUUUCGUGACUACUAGGAGCAAGGGGAAUUGUUGAUGAACUUUCUUUCUUCUUACAUGAUUAUAUGAUGAACAAAGAUAGGGUUGAACUUGUACAAUGGUAACUGUGAAGUCUUAUGUGGAAAAAUAAGAACAAUCUCAGGAUGGGUGACUUCCUAGGAAGCAUGUGAGUGAGGAUAAAACAUGUUGGAAAGACUGAUUUUGGUUUGCAGAGCUAGUCGUCAUUCCAAGAAGUUUUCAAAGUGACGUACUCGUGUAUAGUAUACUGUGUAAUUAUGAGACUACACAAGUGAAUGAGGUACAGACGUAUCGCCCCAUUUGUUCAACAUUUUUUUUCUUCUCUAAAAUUGGAGUUUGGACACCCUGUUUCCAUUCUCUCUUCGAUUUGGGAUUGGUGGCGGAACCUUGUGGCCUAUCAUAAUUCUUCUCGACGAUUUCAACUUCUCAUUUCGUUCCUCAUCCGUUCCCUGCUGCCGCUCAGGCUCAGGAAAAGGCUGAGCGCAGCACCAACCUCUUUGUCUCCGACUUUGCAAGCUAGCAAGCUGGUGCAAAAGGCUCAAAAAAAGUUGCUCAACAUGUUCCAUCUAUGUUUGAGUUUUACAGGUUGAGAAAUUAGGUCUGGCUCAGGAGUGGUUUCUUCUCCAGGGUUAUCCGGGGUCGGUGUUCUAUAGAUUAGACUUGUCAGAGGUAGAGCUCUACAAUUAAACGAACUCCACCUGGAAUGGAGAUGUGGGACGUUGUCCACAUCCCGGAUAAGCCCCAAAGUGCACCCAAUCAACAACCCACUGUGAAUGUAUUGGCUGCAGCCAUUGAGCCUAAGCUCACCAAUGCCCUUAUAAGGCGUUUGAACCAAAUUGCUCCCCUUGAAAAUCUUCGACAUGUGAAGCGGGUGCAAAAGAAACAAUUAGAAGGAGGAAAUAUUCAGCUAUCGGUGAUCUUAUGUGUAGCUUCUGAAGAGAGCAAUGAGUCAUGCAGUAUGCCAGAUGGUGUGCAGGAGCUUAUCAAUUCAUACCAGUUGAGUGUUUUUGAAACGAAAGUAUGCCAAUAUGCUGCAUUGUCAAAAGAAGAGUGGGAAGAACAAUGUAAGCUGUGGCCAACUUCGUAUCAUCCUCGAACCUAUAACAUUGACGGUAUUACUGGAUUCAGUAAUGAGGACAGCCGAUCAAUUUUUGUAUUCAUGAACAUGGCUAUUCACUUGGCAAAAUCUGGUAGUGGUUCGGUUGUCAAUGCUGCUGUUAUAGUGGAUCCCUCGGUUAAACAAGUAAUUGCCACUGCACAUGAUCAAGUUUUUUCAUGGGAUGCUACAGCAAACAAGAUUACACUUGAAACAAAUUGCCUUAGAAAGCGGGAAACCCUUGAUUUGAGUACUGAUUCUGAGGGAAUGGAGAGCCAUAAGACAUUGCCGUCUACUUGUUUUCAGGAUGAAACAAAACAAUUAUAUACUGGUGUGUCUUGUUUUUAUCCUUGGGGGUGGGCUGAGCAGCAACCAGUAUAUAGUUCUGGCUGUUGGCACCCUUUACGCCAUGCUGCUAUGGUUGCUAUUGAAUCUUCUGCUGCCAGGGACAGACUCCUUUUUCCCAGUUCAGGUGAGAUCCAAGAUGAUUCAAUUGAUGUUGAUAGCAGGAAGUAUUCGACGGGCUCUCCUGCAAAAAAACAAAAGACAAAUAUUCAAAAGAUUACGGGUAAUGAUAUCAAGAACAUUUGUGAGGAAGAUUUACAUUCUUCAUCAGACCGGCCAUAUCUUUGCACUGGUUAUGACAUCUAUUUAGUGUGGGAGCCUUGUGCUAUGUGUGCAAUGGCCCUGGUUCACCAGAGAAUUAGGCGUAUAUUCUAUGCUUUUCCGAACCCGAAUGCUGGAGCACUAGGUAGUGUCCAUAGGCUACAAGGGGAAAGAAGCCUGAAUCAUCAUUAUGCUGUAUUCAGGGUGAUGGUUCCAGAACAGGUUCUUUGAUGGAACCCACCAGACUUGACUUUUAUUUAUACAACUUCAAACUCUUAUUUUAAACAUGACAGAAAAUCAUUCUUCUUGUUGGAUGAUUUUCUUAUAUGUUUGAUUUUGGAAUAUUUUGUUCACUAUGUAUUAGGUGCACUGAAUUUUAAAACCCUAUCAACGGUGGCAAAAACGAAAUGUAUUAGGGAAAGAUUUCAUACAUGCAAUUGACGACAAAAACUUGAUAUUGCUUAAUCCAGACUAUAAAAUUUGGAAGCUUGUUUUAGUUA
Cannabis sativa is the source of this 2505-nucleotide messenger RNA. RefSeq names its product tRNA-specific adenosine deaminase TAD3. Gene Ontology annotation, cellular component: cytoplasm; nucleus. Bases 1007 to 2236 code for a protein of 409 amino acids. The record is from RefSeq and is a predicted model, not a curated record. Lineage: Eukaryota; Viridiplantae; Streptophyta; Magnoliopsida; Rosales; Cannabaceae. Gene Ontology annotation, molecular function: tRNA-specific adenosine-34 deaminase activity. Gene Ontology annotation, biological process: tRNA wobble adenosine to inosine editing. The transcript is spliced from 14 exons.